AUGUUUUUAUCAGGCGAUUUUCAUUACGAGUACACGGAAUGCGACAAGUAUGGGGGAAGAUGGAGGGUGGCUGUUCCCUCGAGUCCCGACAAAUGCAAAGGCGGAAGCCCCCCUGCGGCAGAGCGCGGUCCGGACUGUUCGUUCACUUGCGGCCCAGGCGAGGUUUUGGAUAUUACGACUCAGGUGUGUGUCCCGUGCCCGGCAGGCACCUAUAGCCUGGGCGGUGGCGUGCGUUUUGAAGAUUUCACGAGCUUACCUUCCGGCUUCAGCAUCAAUAACGAGAAUCCUAGACUACGAAAUUCGGAGCCUGCUGCUGUCACAACGGACACCACACCGCAGCCACCUGUCAACUGCAGUUCGUAA
Soboliphyme baturini is the source of this 363-nucleotide messenger RNA. NCBI's taxonomy places the organism in Eukaryota, Metazoa, Nematoda, Enoplea, Dioctophymatida, Soboliphymatidae. The record is from the annotation of a GenBank genome assembly.